UCUUCAUUCUGUUUACUUUAACACUCGUUCACUCUAAACCAAUUUAUCAUCUUGUUAUAUUUUCGACUCUUUCCUUUCUCAAAGAAUGGCCGAUCCCUUUCUUGGAGUUGUGUUCGAGAAUUUGAUGUCUCUGCUUCAAAUUGAAUUUUCUACCAUUUAUGGAAUCAAGUCAAAGGCUGAAAACCUAUCAACCACCUUAGUUGACAUUAGGGCCGUUCUUGAAGAUGCUGAGAAGAGACAAGUCACAGACAACUUUAUUAAGGUAUGGCUACAAGACCUCAAAGAUGUUGUAUAUGUGCUCGAUGACAUCCUUGAUGAAUGCUCGAUCAAGUCUAGUCGACUGAAAAAAUUCACCUCUUUAAAGUUUCGCCAUAAGAUCGGUAACAGGUUGAAAGAGAUUACAGGGAGGUUGGAUCGUAUUGCUGAACGUAAGAACAAGUUUUCUCUACAGACGGGUGGAACUCUUAGGGAAAGCCCAUAUCAAGUAGCUGAAGGGCGCCAAACCAGCUCCACCCCUCUUGAAACAAAAGCGUUGGGAAGAGACGAUGAUAAAGAAAAGAUUGUCGAGUUUCUUCUCACCCAUGCGAAGGACUCUGACUUCAUUUCUGUCUAUCCCAUUGUUGGCUUAGGUGGUAUUGGAAAAACAACUCUUGUUCAGUUGAUCUACAACGAUGUUAGGGUGAGUGACAAUUUUGAUAAAAAAAUUUGGGUUUGUGUUUCUGAGACUUUCUCAGUCAAGAGGAUUUUGUGUUCUAUUAUAGAAUCUAUCACAUUAGAGAAGUGUCCUGACUUUGAGUUAGAUGUAAUGGAAAGAAAGGUGCAAGGAUUGUUGCAAGGGAAAAUAUAUUUGCUGAUUUUGGAUGAUGUGUGGAAUCAAAAUGAACAAUUGGAAUAUGGGUUAACACAAGAUAGAUGGAAUCGUUUGAAAUCUGUUUUGUCCUGUGGAUCAAAAGGUAGUUCCAUUUUAGUGUCCACUCGUGAUAAGGAUGUUGCAACAAUCAUGGGAACAUGCCAAGCUCACUCUUUGUCUGGUCUCUCUGAUAGUGACUGUUGGUUGUUGUUCAAACAACAUGCAUUUAGACAUUACAGAGAAGAGCAUACAAAGCUUGUGGAAAUAGGAAAGGAGAUAGUAAAAAAAUGUAAUGGAUUACCUCUUGCAGCAAAAGCAUUGGGAGGUUUAAUGUUCUCAAUGAAUGAAGAAAAGGAAUGGCUUGAUAUUAAAGACAGUGAGCUUUGGGAUUUACCACAAGAAAAAUCUAUUUUGCCUGCUUUGAGGUUGAGUUACUUUUAUUUAACACCAACCCUAAAGCAAUGUUUCUCUUUUUGUGCUAUAUUUCCCAAAGAUAGAGAAAUCUUGAAGGAAGAAUUGAUUCAACUUUGGAUGGCUAAUGGAUUUAUUGCAAAGAGGAAUUUAGAGGUUGAAGAUGUUGGAAACAUGGUUUGGAAGGAAUUGUACCAAAAAUCAUUCUUUCAAGACUGUAAGAUGGGUGAAUAUUCUGGAGACAUUUCUUUCAAGAUGCAUGAUCUUAUCCAUGAUCUCGCUCAAUCAGUAAUGGGACAAGAAUGCAUGUAUUUGGAGAAUGCAAACAUGAGUAGUUUGACAAAAAGCACACACCACAUAAGUUUUAACUCCGAUACUUUUUUAUCAUUCGAUGAGGGUAUCUUCAAAAAAGUUGAAUCCUUGCGAACAUUGUUUGACUUGAAGAAUUAUUCCCCAAAAAACCAUGAUCACUUCCCAUUAAACCGCUCUCUUCGGGUUUUAUGCACAUCCCAGGUAUUAUCACUAGGGAGCUUAAUUCAUUUAAGGUAUUUGGAACUUCGUUAUCUUGAUAUAAAAAAGUUUCCUAACUCAAUUUACAACUUAAAAAAACUGGAAAUCUUGAAAAUAAAAGAUUGUGAUAAUCUGAGUUGUCUUCCUAAACACUUGACUUGUUUACAAAAUCUUAGACAUAUAGUCAUUGAAGGAUGUGGAUCUUUGUCUCGAAUGUUUCCUAGCAUUGGAAAAUUAUCCUGUCUAAGAACAUUAAGUGUGUACAUUGUUAGUUUAGAGAAAGGGAAUAGCUUGACAGAGUUACGUGAUCUAAACCUCGGUGGAAAACUGAGUAUCGAAGGCUUAAAAGAUGUUGGCAGUUUAUCUGAAGCUCAAGAAGCCAAUUUGAUGGGGAAAAAAAACCUCGAAAAAUUAUGCUUGUCAUGGGAAAACAAUGAUGGAUUUACCAAGCCACCAACUAUUAGUGUUGAGCAGCUACUCAAAGUGCUUCAACCUCACUCAAAUCUCAAGUGCUUGGAAAUAAAGUACUACGACGGAUUAUCAUUACCAAGUUGGGUAAGUAUUCUUAGUAAUUUAGUUUCUCUUGAACUUGGGGAUUGCAAGAAAUUUGUGCGGCUUCCGUUACUUGGUAAACUACCAUCUCUAGAAAAACUGGAAUUAUCUUCUAUGGUUAAUCUGAAAUACUUGGAUGAUGAUGAAUCUCAGGAUGGCAUGGAGGUGAGGGUUUUCCCAUCUCUGAAGGUACUCCACUUAUAUGAGUUACCAAACAUAGAGGGGUUAUUGAAAGUGGAAAGAGGAAAGGUGUUUCCUUGUCUUUCUCGUUUGACAAUAUACUAUUGCCCUAAGCUAGGACUGCCAUGUCUUCCAUCUCUUAAAUCCCUCAAUGUUUCGGGAUGUAACAAUGAGUUACUGAGGUCAAUCCCUACCUUUCGUGGUCUUACUGAGCUUACCCUAUAUAACGGCGAAGGAAUAACAUCCUUCCCAGAGGGGAUGUUCAAAAACCUUACUUCUCUUCAAUCUCUGUUUGUAGAUAAUUUCCCAAAUCUGAAGGAGUUACCAAAUGAACCCUUUAACCCAGCUUUGACGCAUCUGUAUAUCUAUAAUUGUAAUGAGAUUGAGUCCCUACCAGAGAAAAUGUGGGAAGGUCUUCAAUCCCUUAGGACUCUAGAGAUUUGGGAUUGUAAAGGAAUGCGAUGCUUGCCAGAGGGUAUUCGACACCUCACUUCUCUUGAGUUUCUGAGAAUUUGGAGUUGCCCAACAUUAGAGGAACGAUGCAAAGAGGGAACAGGGGAGGAUUGGGACAAGAUAGCUCAUAUUCCAAAAAUAAAGAUUUAUUAGAAUGAAGAAGCGCAGAGACGUUUACCCUUAUCUGCCUCAAUCACCAUCACAAAAAUCUAUUUUAGUGAAAGAGCUGUAGAGUACGUACAUGAAAGAUAUUUUACUGUUCAAUUGGGACGUGUGUCGGAGCUCUGUGUACAUGAAAGGAAUUACUUACUUAAUACACAGUUUAUGGAACAUAUAUUGAGUGAGGGAAGCAAAGAUAUAAAUGUGUGUAAUGCUCUACAAUGGAAGUUCUUAUGAUUGCUGAUUUCCCCCAUUAGUUGAUUGAGCUUCUUCAACAGAUAGUGCUGCACAAUUCUGCCUUUGGUUGAAACUUCAAUUUGCUUUCUUAUGUAAAAUAUAUAUGAUAGCAACUUUUUGUCAGAAAAUUUUGAGUUUACAGUCUCAUUAUUGUUUCAAUGAUUGUUAGUUAGCCAUUUAUUUGUUCUUAUUCAUAGUAAAAAAAAUGGUUCAGUUUA
This is a messenger RNA of Medicago truncatula (barrel medic), 3570 nucleotides long. Its product is annotated as putative disease resistance protein RGA1. Bases 86 to 3109 code for a protein of 1007 amino acids. Gene Ontology annotation, molecular function: ADP binding. The record is from RefSeq and is a predicted model, not a curated record. The transcript has 3 exons. NCBI's taxonomy places the organism in Eukaryota, Viridiplantae, Streptophyta, Magnoliopsida, Fabales, Fabaceae.